UCCACGAUGUGACCGGACAGCUUAACAGCUUAACUGUUGCUAGUAUGUGGAUGCACACUAAUCUCGCGGCUUUCCUCUGCAGCUUCAGAUAGAUAUUAUUUAGACUGCAGUCGCACAUGCUCUUACCUGUUGAGGCUAUCGAAACACAUAAUUUGAUAUCUAAACUCGUCAAUUUUUCUUUGAUUUGUUUCCACUUAAGGUAUUUUUUAUAAUUUCGUAUGGGAAAUUCUAAAUUAUUCAUUUUCAUAUUUCCAAAAAUUGCAUUUGAAUUUUUUGGAUCUCGUUAGAAACAUUUUUUUGUGAAUCACUCCUUACAAUACGUGAGUGUACUUUUAUUUGUUUGUAGCCGUUAAAUAUAUUUUUGAAAUAAUUUAACAAAAUUAUUCGUUCGUGAAUAAAGUGGUCACAACAAAAAAAAACUGAUACUUAUUUUAAUAACGAUAUAAGCUGAUUAGAGUAGAUAUCUCUAAACUACAUCAGAGGUUGAAAAGUAAAUAUAAAAGAAGGAUGAAUUUAAUCAAUUCUAAAAAAAAUAAAAACUAUUGCCUUUUUUAUUUAAAUACUUUAAACGUGGCUGUGGAUGGUUCAAAUCCUUCUCGGGACAGAAUUUAUGUAUGUACUUUGUUUUCGGAUCAAUAACUGAUAGUUUUUUGGAACUUUAAACAGAUUUCAUUUAUAUUAAUUACUUCUUGUUUAUCGACAAAUAUCAACAAUUUUUCUAAAACUUUUCCUCCAACACGGGCGAAGAAUUCCACUAAAUCAGCCUCUGUCUACAAUCGCGCAAACGUGGAACAUUUAUAGCAACUUGUGGUGUCGACGUUUUCAGUUUGAAAUUCCGAAGUAUUCUGUGAGCCAGGUGGAUUGUUAUUACAAAGUUUCAUCAUGAGUGUUAUCCAAUUAGAAACCGAAGACCGACUCGAAUACAACUUCUUCCCAAACAGUACAGGCUUUGUACAAUUCAGAGUAAAGGCAGCCAAUGAUGCUCAUAUCGCGUUGACGACUCAAGCUGCAGAAUGCGAUCCCAUGUACGAAAUCUUCCUCGGAGGUUGGGGUAACUCAAAAUCGAUCAUCCGUAAGAACAGAACCAAACCCGAUGUAGCCGAAGUACCAACGCCCGGAAUUUUGAACCCACAUGAAUUUAGAGGUUUCUGGAUCAGAUGGCAAAACGGAAACGUCUCUGUCGGCAGGGAAAACGAAGUACCACCAUUCCUAUCUUUCAACGACUACGAACCAAUCAAUGUUGAAUAUGUUGGUGUAUGUACUGGAUGGGGAGCUACUGGAUCCUGGGUUGUUGAACCACCACGAGCUGGUGGUGCUGGCGGCGGUUUCGCUAGUGCCCCAGGAGCUCCAGCCAACUACACCCAACCCCGUUCUAACUUCUCAUCAGUAUGUUGGGCCGGAGGUAGAGGAGGUCAGGUACCACCAAGAGCAUUCGCCGGUGGUGAAGACAACGGAGAACCUCUUUACGUUAUCAGAGCCCAAUUCAACGGUGCUCUAAUUCCAGGGAAGUUAGUCCCAAGCCAUGGUAUUGCCUACGUCGCCUGGGGAGGCACAGAAAAUGCCGUACCUGAAUACGAAGUACUUUGCGAUUUCCCUGGUCAGUGGAUUGCCACUUCAGGAGGAAACAUCCCACCAAAUGCAUUGACUGCUGGCCAAAGUGAAGACGGUGAACCUCUAUAUGUAGGCAGAGUUGUCCAUGACGGAGCCUUGACCGUUGGCAAAGUACAACAGAGUCAUGGAGUCUGCUACGUCCCUUAUGGAGGUCAAGAACUUUCCUUCCCGGACUAUGAAGUUUUGGUACAAUAAAAUAAAGACAGUAUCAUCAAUGUUGUUCAAGCUUUGAAUGUGUUGCCUAGGAUGUUAAUCCAAAAAAAAUAAUAUACUUGUAAUCAAAAUUAAAAAGAGCAAGUACAGCAUUUGAAAAGAAACUAUAUAAUGGCUUCUAGGUGCCUUUGAAUACCCGUAGGGUUAUAUUAUUUUUAUGUAUGUUAUAUUUAGUAAAGGCAAAAUAUUUCUUUUAUGUUUAUAUGUUAUAGGAGGAGUUUUUAUUUAUUUACUUUUUUUUUGAAUCUC
Molecule: messenger RNA, 2073 nt
Organism: Psylliodes chrysocephalus
Lineage: Eukaryota; Metazoa; Arthropoda; Insecta; Coleoptera; Chrysomelidae
Source: the annotation of a GenBank genome assembly